CAUCUCGUCGUGCAUAAUCACCCAGGCGACUCUCCCUGCUACUUGUGCGUGUUCUGAUGCUCGCCUCGACUCUUCCUCCAUCGUCAACAUCUGCACAGCUGCUGCUGCUGCUUCUGCCCCAUUGACGCAGGAGGGUUUUGAGUCAGUUCUUCGCAGUGGAUUUGAGUUCACACGGCAGGAGGCAGGGCGAUUCAGUUUAUCAAUCUGUAUUGCAGUGGAGCAGCGCAGAAUUGCUGCGAGUAAGGAGGAAAAAUGGGCACGAAGCUCUGUCUCGAUUUGUUUGCGCGGGUCUGCAGAUUUUGAAGGACCACAAUCGAAAUUUGGAACUAUAUGACACGUUCAAAUGUUCAAAGUUGCAGUAUGGAAAGCUCAGAAGAGCAGAAGAGGAUUGCAGUUUAGUGGAAUGGAAUCGAGUUCACGAGAACAUGGUGUUUGGUCUCUCUGGCAUCAAGUCUCUGCAAGCGGCGCGCAAUGGUUGACUAAUAAGUUCGAACAAUUAAUAAGGGAUUUUCUUUAGCUGCAGUAGUUUGCACAUUUGCCCCUGGGACUAUUGGGUUACGGCCGAGGCUUUUCUCAUGCAUUGCCUAUUCAUCAUCAGCUGUGAUCACAGUGAUUCUGGUUUCUCUAACCGCACGACUGCUUGCAUCACUUUUUUACUGGAUAGUUUAUAACCAGGAUGCCAUUGGCUUAUGGGAAAAGGGACUGUUAUUCAGAAGACACUGGUGGUGGUCCCUUAACAGACUUUGUUGCUCAACCAGCAGCUUGUGGCGUUGCUGAGGAUCAUGUACUGAGGAGCUACCUUUCCCUGUCAUUCUUGGGAAUUGGAUCAAGUCACAAGGAUUGGAAGUAGAGGGCUUUUUUCAAAUUUUAUUUCGUGCUUCCGUACCCUCUGAAUGGUAGUUGGGGUGACGGGCUCUGGUGCAGGUCUUAGGAUUUCAUGUCUUCUGUUUGACUAUUCGCAAUGCUUGGGGUCGGGACGGAGUUUUGGAGUUUAGGAUACGAGUGGCUAUUUAAUUAAGAGACAGUUUGCUCUUCCGCCUUGUGUGCGUGACGAGUAAGAGUGAAGUGGUUUGUAAGGAUCCGAGCCGGAAGCAUUUCAAGGAGAAGCCACAACCUGGCAGUGGCCUCAAGAUGGCUGAGCUAACAGAAGAUGAUCGAGACACAACCUUACGGUUCAAGUUUCCAGUUGGGCGUCAGUAUUCUUUGAGGUGACAAUGAGAGAAGUUGUCGUUGGGAGAAAUCCAAGUGGUGGAUGCAAUGUCGCGCCAUACUUCGGGCUCGGCGUUCCACAAGUCGAAAACCCUCAAUGACAAAUACAUGCUUGGUGACGAAAUUGGAAAAGGUGCAUAUGGGCGAGUGUACAAAGGGCUGGACUUGGAGAAUGGCGACUUUGUGGCCAUUAAACAGGUCUCAUUGGAGAAUAUUCCACCAGAGGAUCUCGCUAGCAUUAUGUCGGAGAUCGACCUUUUAAAGAAUCUCAACCACAGAAACAUAGUGAAGUAUCAAGGCUCUUUCAAGACUAAAACGCAUCUUUACAUCAUACUUGAAUUUGUUGAGAAUGGUUCUCUGGCUAACAAUAUUAAGCCCAACAAAUUCGGGGCUCUUCCUGAAAACGUUGUGGGACGCUACAUUGCUCAGGUGUUGGAAGGUCUUGUUUACUUGCACGAGCAGGGUGUCAUUCACCGUGAUAUCAAGGGUGCCAACAUACUGACCACGAAGGAGGGAGAGGUAAAACUCGCAGAUUUUGGAGUUGCCACCAAAUUAACCGAGGCUGACAUCAACACUCAUUCUGUUGUUGGUACACCUUAUUGGAUGGCUCCUGAGGUCAUUGAGAUGUCGGGAGUCAGUGCUGCGUCGGAUAUCUGGAGUGUGGGCUGCACAGUGAUUGAGCUGCUGACAUGCGUCCCACCAUACUACGAAUUGCAACCCAUGCCAGCUCUCUUUCGCAUUGUACAGGACGAUCAUCCGCCCUUACCAGAACAUAUAUCUGAAGUCAUCACCGAUUUUCUUCGCCAGUGUUUUCAAAAGGAUGCAAAACGACGACCAGAUGCACAGACUUUGUUGAGUCAUGCUUGGAUUCGAAAGUCUAGGCGCGAGAAACGAAAUGAAAUUAUCAGUACUGUUCCUCGAGAAACUCCAUCCACAGAAGAUGCCACUAGUGAGGAGAGUAGACAGCAAAAUGCGGGACCAGUAUCCAGUGCUAGACCCACAACCAGGGAUUCUUUUGAGACUGGCUCAGAUGAGGGAAACGGCCAUUCUCUAACAGCGAGUCCUGAGGCGAGCAGUGGUCAAAGCAACAGCAUUGGUCCACGUGCUCCUCUUCGCAUUCCAAGCCAUGGUAUUGCGCACUUUCCUCGAUUACCAGGGAGUCAUGAUCAAGACUUAAUUGAAAUGAACAUGCCCAGCACUGCUAAAAGGUUGCCUCCUACGGUAACUACCCCAUUAACUAGACCUCCUGCAGGUGUACGGGUUUUGGAUUCCUCAGAGCCGACCGUACAUAAUGUAGUGCUUCAAAGAACACCCAGUGACACUGAAGAACAUGUGAAAUUCGAAGUAAGUGGGAUGCGGAGUACCUCAGGGAAGUUUACUCAUAUUCUUCCAGGUCAAGAGGAUGUGGAAGGGAUUGGUUCCUUAUUGGGAACAGAGUUUAAUAGUAAGAAAACCGAUAAUCAUGGAAUGAAAGUCGAAGCAAAUGGAAAUCAUUUAUCCUUACAGGCAGGAAAACCAUCCCCCGUUCAUUCUAGCAAAUUGACUGAUGGACCGUUGGAUGAUAAUACAAACGACCUAUUUUUUGGGGUGCAAGAAGUAUAUCCCCCAGUUUCAGCGGUUACUAAUCAUGGCUUACCUCCUCGUGGGGGUUCUUCUGAGAUUCAUGUCACAGCUGCGAAGGCGAAGGUGAAGACGGCUAAAAAACGAGUAGAAGCUGAGACUUUACAACCUGCAAAACCAAACGGAUAUGAAAGUUCUGUUGAUCUUGAUGAUGAUGAAAGCAUAAGAACUGGCCAGUGUAUGGUGACCAGGGCAGAGGGCGCUGAGUAUUUGGCUAAGCAGGCUUUAGAAGUAAGUCGGUUGAUGUCAAUGCUGAAGUUAGAUGAGACCGAGGAGGUGAUUCUUGCAGCUUGUCAGAAACUAUUCAGCAUUUUUCAAGAAUUUCCAAACCAAAGGAAGGACUUCAUGAGGCCUCAUGGCAUCAUUCCGCUUAUUGACAUGCUUGACAUGAACAACAUCAGGGUUGUAUAUACAGUGUUGAGAGUGUUGAAUCUGAUCACGGACGACAACAUUGAACUCCUAGAAAGUGCUUGUCGUGCUGGCAUGAUCCCUAUAAUGAUGGGCUUUGCAAGUGCGGAGUGUUUGAAGGAGGUGCGCAUGCAGGCAGCAUAUUUCAUAAAGAAACUCUGCCAGAAAAGUUCUUUGACUUUACAGAUGUUCAUUGCAUGCCGGGGCCUUCCAGUAUUAGUUGGUUUCUUGGAGAAAGAUUAUUCAAAAUAUAGGGAAAUGGUGCACAUGGCCUUAGAUUGUAUAUGGCAGGUCGUUGAUCUCCCUGGCUUGAGCCUAAAAAAUGAUUUCUGUCACAUAUUUGCAAGAAGCAGUAUACUUGCUCGAUUGGUUGACACUCUUCAUACCCUCAGCGAAGCCUCCCGGCUGCUUAGCACUUCAUUGGCCACUGAGCGACCCUAUCAGCCCAGUAUUGAAAACGUGUCUACUAACAUUGGUAACCAGAAAACAACUCUUGGAUUGAGUAAUGGAGAUUCCGCAAGGAUGCAGCCUGUGCAGGGGCAUCAGGCAGGGCUAUCUGGGCUACCGGAAUUUUCGUGGCAAAAUUUACCUGGGCAAGUGGGAUAUGCUGGGCUGCACUCCGGGAAUCUGACUCAUUCAAAACUGACAAUCCUAUCUGGUCGACUUUCAGACCCCUUUCAACCAGGGUACGGAGAAAGUAUGUGGGUUAUGGGUGGCGGUGGUGGUGAUCAAAGGGAAAGAGAUGAUGAAGCAAGGUCAGAUGGUGAGGCCAGGCCGCUUCUAGCGGAUGAAGUAUGGGGUACAUCUAAGUGUAUUAAUGGGUUGGUGGACAUCUCUCAACUAGACGAGGUUCCAGUUAGAGAGAUCUCAUCGCCAACCCUCCACUCAGGUGUUUUGCCGAAAAUGAAUGGUGAUUUCGACUCAAUGGCGGCUAGUUUCACAGAUACUGAGCAGGAAGGACGGAACUUAGAGAUGAAUCAUAUUCCUUCUCCGAAGCAUGGGUGGGGGAACACUGGCAUUCUUUCACCAUCAGCCCAUCUCUCCCCAUCAUUAUCGGCCCGUAUGAAUUUAAAGCUUUCAGGAGCAUCACCAAAUAGGGCAGAACCUGUGAUCAAUAGUUCAAGUUCGACUUCUCAAACUGCGUCUGGUGUCUUGCACGCACAUGAGAGUGCCUCUUCAUCGGGUCAACUAUCUCGACUGCAAGUUUCAGCUAAUCCUGAGGAAGCUCAAGAGUACUUGGGAAAGGUGGCAAAUUUGUUACUGGAAUUCUCUCGUGCUGAUACAGCUGUUAAAAAGCACAUGUGUAGCACAAGCCUUUUGCAGCGUCUUCUACAGGCGCUGAGUACGUUACAACCACCAGUUCUUACGAAGAUUUUAGAGUGUAUCAAGCAGCUAUCUCAAGAUCCGCACACUCUUGAAUAUUUACAACGCGCUGAGGCGAUGAAGCAUUUGAUUCCUUUCCUCGAGGCUCGUGAUGGACCGUAUUUGGACCAAAUUCACAACCAGGUACUUAAUGCCCUGCACAAUUUAUGCAAAAUUAAUAAGCGGCGACAAGAGCAGGCAGCUGAGUGUGGCAUAAUUCCUCAUUUGAUGUAUUUCAUAAAGAUUAAUUCGCCUCUGAAGCAGUUUGCUCUUCCAUUAUUAUGUGAUAUGGCUCAUGCCUCACGGACAACGAGGGAGCUGCUACGAAGAAAUAGGGGCUUGGAGGUUUAUCUGGCUCUACUUGAUGAUGAGCUUUGGGCAGUGACUGCUCUCGACUCCCUGGCUGUGUGUCUGGCACAUGACAAUGAGCAGCGGAAGGUGGAACAGGCACUCCUCCAGAAGGAGUCUGUUCAGAGACUCGUUGCCUUCUUUCAGUCAUGCGGGGCCCCUUCUUUUGUUCACAUUCUUGAACCAUUUCUCAAGAUCAUCAGCAAAUCGGUUAGGCUGAAUUCUGCAUUAGCAGUCUCCGGUUUAACACCAUUGCUGGUAGCGCGUCUAGAAAAUCAAGAUGCCAUUGCUAGACUCACCCUGCUGAAGCUGAUCAGAGCUGUUUACGAGCAUCACCCUCGGCCUAAGCAACUCAUUGUGGAACACGAUUUGCCAACCAAGCUUCAAAGACUGAUUGAAGAACGUCGCGAUGGCGAACGUUCAGGAGGUCAAGUGCUGGUAAAGCAGAUGGCUAUGGCUCUUUUGAAUGCUUUGCAUAUCAACACUGUGCUAUAGAGCUUCUCCCAGGUUGUAGAACAUUCCAUAGACCCUCCUUUGAGGGCCUUGGGUAUCCCUUCUGUGGACGUGUACCAUGCAGUUACAAUCAUCAAAGUAAGAAACCUUACCGUAACUGACUCUGGAUCUUUAUUUUACUUUCAUGUGAAAGGUGAAGUACAUGCAAACCUAAACAUCUCAUUCAGCAAAGUGAACAUUGGUUUAAAUGGAACUGGUUUGCCAGCCCAUGUUGGUGUGUAA
Molecule: messenger RNA, 5682 nt
Organism: Physcomitrium patens
Lineage: Eukaryota; Viridiplantae; Streptophyta; Bryopsida; Funariales; Funariaceae
Source: RefSeq, a predicted model, not a curated record